AUGUACCGCUCCGAAAUCUCGAAACCGCAGUUAGAAAACCUCAACUUAAUUGAGAGACUCGUUGUUAUUAUACUUCCAAACUACUUCUAUGAAUAUGAAUCUGUUCUCCAGCACUUGGUCAAAGAAAAUUUUGGUAUAGUAGAGAAGUCUGUGAAGAACUUUAAACCCGAAGAUGUUUUGGAAUGGAAAAGUGCUGACUUGGAAUCACAAGACAUCUGGGGGCUCUCAGAUAGAUUAAGUGACGGACCCUGCAUGCUUCUCUUGUGUCAAAGAGCAAAUGCUUUCAUAGAGAUGACAGGAGUUGCUAGAUAUCACAAUGCGAUUGCAAACAGAAUGAGUUCAAAAAAUGGAAUCUACUAUUCAAAAACCACAAUUGCUGCCUAUCACGAUACACUCUUCUUCUAUCCUAAAUACGUUGAUGAAAAAUUAAUGAUAAAACAUGCAAAAGAUUAUCUCUCUGUGGAAGUCUGGCCCAAACUCAGUCAAGGACUUGCUCGGCUUGCUGUGGAGCGUCCUGCUAAUCCGAUUGUUUGUUUGAUCAGUUUCUUCUUCCGUCCUCCAAAAUCCCAACUUUUCAGAAAUGGCUAG
Messenger RNA from Caenorhabditis briggsae, 588 nucleotides. The record is from RefSeq and is a predicted model, not a curated record. The coding region runs from base 1 to 588 and encodes 195 amino acids. NCBI's taxonomy places the organism in Eukaryota, Metazoa, Nematoda, Chromadorea, Rhabditida, Rhabditidae. The transcript has 4 exons.